GCUAUCACUCCAGGUUGUCGAACAUCGCAGACAACAUGUCGUCCGCCUUUUUCUACGGCACCUUGUUGCACCCAACCAUCCUGACGAAUGUCAUAGGCAACGAUGGUGGGCAUCUUGAACUCUGUCCAGCCGUUCUGAUGGACCACACGCGGCACCACGUCAAACGAGCAGACUAUCCCGCCGUUCUUCCUUACGCGAAGAGCAAGCAAAUGUUCGAUCGUGAUCUAAACUACGAAGAGCGAUCGGUUCGCGGGACCUUGGUCAUUGGCUUGACCGAAUCUGAUAUCCGCUUGUUAGAUCUGUUCGAAGGCAAUGAAUACGAACGUACACCGGUGUUUGUGCACCCACUGGCACCAUUCUUAACUUUGCCAUCUAGCGUUGUCCCCACAAGUGAGGCCCAAUUAUCGGUUGCGCCGCCGACAGCUCCUCCUCUUCCACUCCCAUCUGAGCUUGCAGAGGCGGUUCCAGCAGAAACAUACAUCUGGAUUGAUAAGGUCACGUAUCUGGAUGCGAAGCUCUGGUCGUACGACGACUUCAUCAAGGAAAAACUUCAUAAUUGGGUCGGGAAGGACAAUGAGGAGUACAAAGAGGUGCAGAGAAGGAUAGAGAUGCAAGGAAACAUCGUUCGGGACUUCUCAGAGUAGAUUAGAUUAGAUGAGAUCCGGCUCCUUACCGUUUGAUAUGAUGUCAGUACGUGACACAUUUCCCCCCCC
Heterobasidion irregulare TC 32-1 is the source of this 713-nucleotide messenger RNA. RefSeq lists its product as uncharacterized. Lineage: Eukaryota; Fungi; Basidiomycota; Agaricomycetes; Russulales; Bondarzewiaceae. The record is from RefSeq and is a predicted model, not a curated record. Bases 36 to 644 code for a protein of 202 amino acids. The transcript is spliced from 4 exons.